AUGACCGGCAACGAGCGCAACGAGCCCCAAUGGGUGGCACCCUCAUCGACUCAGGUACAAGCACAAGUGCGUGGUAUUUCUCUCUGAGUUACUUAGUUUUGUACAGUUUCUGUCAGUAGCACUGUUCGGUCAUCUUUUCGGCACAAGAGGUUGUGGUUUUAGUAAAUUAAAUGCAGGGAAUUUCCCUUCAGUGUAACCAAUUCACAGACUCUUCGACAAUUUUCAGCACUGACAGUUGCUUUGAAGUACUAUUAGAGUCGUUUCGUCUCUCCUUCUGGUCCCCAAUCUAAUUUUUUUCAGGACGUUCCUCCAGACUAUGAGACCAUUGGGACUCUUUUCGGAUACGCGUUGCUGGCCUUGUCCUGGUUGUUAAUAGUAGUUACAUUCCCCUUCUCGAUGUGCCUCUGUUUGAAAGUAAUCAAGGAAUACGAGAGAGUGGUCAUCUUCCGGAUUGGUCGUCUUGUCUUUGGCGGUGCCCGAGGGCCAGGCAUGAUCUUCGUCAUUCCGUGUGUGGAUACAUACAGGAAAAUUGAUCUCAGGUACAAUACUUCUCUUAUCAAAAACGCUUGUUUAAGGGUGGUGUCAUAUGCCGUUCCACCUCAAGAAAUCCUUUCGAAAGACUCGGUAACUGUGAGUGUAGACGCCGUCGUAUAUUUCCGUACCUCUGACCCCAUCGCGUCCGUCAAUAACGUUGAUGAUGCCAUCUAUUCUACCAAACUCUUAGCUCAGACUACCUUGCGUAACGCCCUGGGUAUGAAGACUUUAACGGAGAUGUUAACGGAAAGAGAAGCCAUAGCCCAACUUUGCGAGACCAUUCUCGAUGAAGGAACGGAGCAUUGGGGUGUGAAAGUGGAGAGGGUCGAGGUGAAGGAUAUCAGGUUGCCCCAACAGUUAACCCGCGCGAUGGCGGCCGAAGCCGAGGCCGCGAGAGAAGCCAGAGCCAAGGUCGUGGCUGCCGAAGGAGAACAAAAGGCUUCGAGGGCCUUGAAGGAAGCCGCUGAUGUUAUCCAAGUCAGUUUUUUUUAUCAUGUCUUUGAAUACUAAGGUCUCUUAUAAUUGGCAAGCAAACUGUCAUUCCCAUUCAUCGUUUGUUUACUAACUCAAUUGUUUCAGGCCAAUCCCGUCGCCCUCCAACUACGUCAUCUUCAAGCCCUCAACAGCAUCGCGUAAGUUUAUUUCUCUUUGGUUUUAUAUUCCCAUUCAAAUAAAGCCUCGGGCUAGAUGCCGUUCUUAUCCAAAUAAAUGGCCUAAAGCGUUUUAUGAGAAGCAACGUAUAAAUAAUCGUUUCAGAGCUGAACACAACUCGACGAUUGUGUUCCCGGUGCCAGUCGAGAUGUUCGGAGCUUUUAUGAAGAAGGAUGAAUAA
Bursaphelenchus xylophilus (pine wood nematode) is the source of this 1366-nucleotide messenger RNA. NCBI's taxonomy places the organism in Eukaryota, Metazoa, Nematoda, Chromadorea, Rhabditida, Aphelenchoididae. The record is from the annotation of a GenBank genome assembly.